Labeo rohita (rohu) is the source of this 2733-nucleotide messenger RNA. It is a transcript of the gene dbf4, whose product is annotated as DBF4 zinc finger. Gene Ontology annotation, cellular component: Dbf4-dependent protein kinase complex; nucleus. Gene Ontology annotation, biological process: regulation of cell cycle phase transition; positive regulation of nuclear cell cycle DNA replication. Gene Ontology annotation, molecular function: nucleic acid binding; zinc ion binding; protein serine/threonine kinase activator activity. The record is from RefSeq and is a predicted model, not a curated record. NCBI's taxonomy places the organism in Eukaryota, Metazoa, Chordata, Actinopteri, Cypriniformes, Cyprinidae. The transcript is spliced from 12 exons. The coding region runs from base 399 to 2234 and encodes 611 amino acids.
GUCAUAUUUUAUGUUUUUAACAUUAGUUUUCUUAUUUAUAUUCUACAUAAAAUUCAGGUUGUUUAUAUCGGUGUAAGUGACGUUCCAAAGUUAGAGCUUUGCAGCGUCGUUUUUGAAAUGUCAAAAAAUAAACGUCGAAUCUCCCGUCAUGAACUCUAAGAUUACAACCGGUUUUGUGGGAGUGGAGAGUCUCGAGCGGGAAAAUGGAAACUGGUUGCGUCGAGUGUUUGUUUUGAAGAUAUUUACAAACUGUGGCGACGUUUAACGUAGUGUUGUGUUUUUAGUUCAAUGUUUUAAUCAAGGAACACUUAUAAGUAAUGCUGCUGUACGUUGGCGGUAUAACUAGCAGGUUUAGCCGGAUUUAGGGCUGCAACCGUUAGAACUACAGUAAAAGCUUCAUGAUGAAGCACGACUCUUUCUCCAGAUGCAAGGACAGAGAUUCAAAACUGGACGGACAUAAUAGUACAUCAUCUAAAAGCAAAGUUAAACUCACAUGUGAUGCUCUUCAGAACAAACCUUUUAAAGGGAGAAUAUUUUACCUGGAUCUGCCAUGGAAUAUGAAAACACAGCUCUUGGAAAAUGACAUUAAAACUCUUGGUGGUACAGUGGAAAAGUUCUUCAGUAAGGACAUCAAGUAUCUUGUGUCUAGUAAGCCGGAAGCUCGUUAUGCCCAGCGUCUCCUGCCAGACUCUCCUGCGCCCAGUCCGGAUUCAGGCGUCAGCUCUCCUCAUCCCAGCAGCAGGAGGGAAAGCCGUGGGCACAGGGGCAGCUCUCAGGGAGUCUCGGAAACGGCGGCUGUAAGUCGAGGCAAAUCGCUUGUGGAGAGAGUCGUUAAGGAGCAGGAACGUGUUCAGAUCAAUGGAAUCUUGGCAAAUGCUGUGGAAUGGGGGGUCAAAGUCCUGCAUGUUGACGAUGUUAUUUCAUAUGUUGACAAGAAGAAAUCAAAAAUCAUUGCCAUGAACGCAGCUAAUCCAGUGGCAAAAGGAGCUGCCAGCAAUCAGCACACAGAGAAAAAUGCAUAUCACAGACACAAUGCUGGAAGAAUUCGUCGGCCAUUUGUGAAAGUAGAAGACUCAAGCAGGCAUUAUCGUCCCAUCUACCUUCCCCUGUCCAACAUGCCUGUGUGCAACCUUCAGUCUCUUCCUCCCUGCAGUCCGUUUCUGGUGGAUGACCAUGGAAAGGAUGAUCUAAAGAAAAGACAGAAAGAGCAAAGGUCUGGAGGGGAACGAGGAGCUCGAGGAAAGAAAGAGAGGCGCAGAGGACAUGAAGGGAGAGAAAAGAGGAAAGGAGGGUACUGUGAAUGCUGUGAGGUCAAAUUCGACAACCUAAAGGCGCACCUGGAGAGCAAACAGCAUCAGGCUUUCUCUAAAAGUGAGGUGUACGCAGUCGUGGAUCGAGUCACUGCGGGACUGACCUGCGACCUUAUGAACGUUGGCACGCACUGCAGAAGGGUGAAAUGCAGUACAUCAAUGCCUGUUUUGUUUGCUGGAGCCAUGUUGCCAGUAAAUGAAGAUGUGGGAUCUGCAAAAGGUGGUUGGAAACAGGAAAACGAGGGGUCUUUGCUUUGGAGUUCUACAGCAAAGCAGCCUUUCUCAGAACAGACUGGAGAAAAACCUCUGUUGGUUCGUAAGCGCAGCAGGGGCCAGUGUGAAUUCCCUCGGAGCAACAGCUUGUUCGACCAGUCUGAUGUUCCGGAGAAGUCCCAAUCUAAGCGUGGAUCCUUUGAGUGGGAAUUCCACUCGCGGAAAUCUGAAGGUGCAUCUUUUCUCAGCAGAGAGCAGAACUGUGACUCUAAUGCACUUGAAUGCAGGACAGACCGACAAACCAGGACAAACCCUGACAUGGACACAGCUCAACAGUUCAGUGAAAGAAACCGAGAAUCAUUCACAGGAAUUGAGUGCCUUAGGACUAACUGCUGGGAAGUUUAUUUGCAAAGUAUGCCAGAAAAUCAAGUUGAAAAUUCAGCUCUUUGGCCUUUAGCCAACACAGAACCUGAAGCGGACCUUGACACCCCCACUAAUUCACUGCAACGGAAGGUUCGGAACGUCAGAUCCAGAAGAAGAAAGCAAGCACCAGCCUUGCACAUCGAAUCCAGUAGAGAGAGAGAAUCAUUGAGCUCUCUUUCACCUGUUAAACCUGUACAGGAGUGUGAAAACCCACCUGCUUCUCUCCUGGACCUGUGGCAGCUCUUUCAGUCCAGUGACAAUAUGGAUGAAGACUUUAAGGGUUUUUGAGAUGAGCAGAGGUAUUCAACACCUGUUGUAAAGUUAUUACUUUGCCAAAUAAUAUAUAUUAAUAAAUCAGUUUUCUUUCGUUAAUAUGAUGGAAAAUGGUGUUCUCACCAUACAGACUUUAAAAGAAAACUUAUAGACUGGAAAAACACCUGACUUUAUACAAGAAAAAAGAGUGGUGAUGCACCGUAAGUAUGUAAAUUGGGUGUAAUUGAAUGAUAUAACAGCAUGAGAUUUUGAAAUUAUUUUCUGGUUGUAUUAAAUUGCAAAUAUUUUUUACAAUGGUUUAAGUAUUGUUUUUUCUUUCGUUUUGUAUUCGUUUUAGUUAUCCAUCUUAUUUUUUUAACGUGGAAGUAAGCCUAUGGGCAAGACUUCUGUUUCUAUAUCCACUGUAUGGAAAUAAUGAGAAGAAUAACAAUGUGCACUAACUGGUUAAACUGUUUGCACUACAAACCAGUGUGCUCAUAAUUAAGAUAACACAUUAAAAUAAUAUGGUAAGACA